Molecule: messenger RNA, 1468 nt
Organism: Vitis riparia (riverbank grape)
Lineage: Eukaryota; Viridiplantae; Streptophyta; Magnoliopsida; Vitales; Vitaceae
Product: beta-amyrin 28-monooxygenase-like
Exons: 3
Coding region: 61-1398 (445 amino acids)
Biological process (GO): sterol metabolic process
Molecular function (GO): iron ion binding; heme binding; monooxygenase activity
Source: RefSeq, a predicted model, not a curated record
GUAGUCUUCCUUAUUACUUAUAGGCACAAAUCCUCCAAUCCAAACCUUCCCCCUGGUAAAAUGGGAUGGCCAAUCAUAGGAGAAACUUUGGACUUUGCCUUGGCGUGUCAAGGGGGGAAUCCAGGGAGAUUCGUGAACGAUAGAAUGAACAAGUACUCCCCUCAAGUGUUCAAGACCUCCUUAUUGGAAGCGAACAUGGCUGUGAUGUGCGGCGCUUCGGGGAACAAGUUUCUCUUCUCCAACGAGGACAAACUUGUAGUCUCAUGGUGGCAGCGUUCAAUGAAGAAGAUUUUGUGCUUCCCAUCUGUUUUCAACGAAAUUUUAACCAGAGAUAAGUUCAGACCCCCUACCUUACUUCCUGAAUUUCUCAAGCCAGAAGCUCUGCAACACUACAUAGCCACCAUGGAUUCGAUGGCAAGCGAACACAUCGAGUUGAAUUGGUCUCCUAAUAGAGAGGUAAAGGUUUUUCCGCUUGCAAAGAAGUACAGCUUCGCGUUGGCUUUCCGGCUGUUUAUGAGCAUUGUAGAUCCUGAGUAUGUUGAGAUGAUUUCUCAUCCCUUCCAGCUUUUGACAGAAGGGUUCCUUUCUGUGCCUAUAGAUAUUCCUGGGACGACAUUCAACCGUGCUCUCAAAGCCAGCAAAUUCAUUCACAAUGAGCUUCUAGCAAUCAUCAGAAAGCGAAAAAUGGAGUUAGAGCAGAAGGGAGACUCUGCUACUAGAGACCUAUUGUCUCACAUGCUCUUUGCGUCAGAUGAAAAUGGUAAUGUUAAGAGUGAAAUGGAGAUCAGUACUCAUGUUAUUUGCCUGCUUCUUGCUACCCAUCACACCACAAGUUCUGUUAUCACAUUCAUCCUCAAGUACCUGGCCGAGUUCCCUGAUGUCUAUAGCAAAGUCUUAAAAGAGCAAAUGGAGAUUGCAAAGAGCAAAGGCCCAGCAGAGUUUCUGAAGUGGGAUGACAUUCAAAAGAUGAAAUAUACUUGGAAUGUGGCAAAUGAAACAAUGAGGCUAACCCCACCUGUGCAAGGAACUUUUAGGGAAGCCAUCACUGACUUCACUUAUGCAGGUUUUACAAUUCCAAAGGGAUGGAAGAUGCAUUGGAAUGUAAAUACAACACAUAGAGAUCCCAAGUAUUUUCCCGACCCCGAGAAGUUCGAUCCCUCAAGGUUUGAAGGAAAAGGGCCUCAACCAUUCACUUUUGUGCCUUUUGGGGGAGGGCCUCGGAUGUGCCCCGGAAGGGAAUAUGCUCGAGCUCAAGUACUUGCAUUCAUACAUAAUGUGGUGACAAGAUUCAAAUGGGAGAAAGUAGAUCCCAGUGAAAAGGUUGCAUAUAAUCCAUCACCCAUUCCAUCCAAGGGCUUCCCAAUUCGCCUCCAGCCUCUACAAAAUGGAUUUAUUUAAGAUUUGGUUACUUAAGAAGCUAUAUUUGUGGUGCAUUUGAAUGUUUCAAUAAGAUGGCUGUAUGCAUAAA